AUGGCCAGAAAUGGAGUUGAUAUUGGAAAGGGCAGCUAUGGAUCGGUUCGUUUGCAAGAUUGCGGGAAAAUUGUGAUCAAAUACCCGUUGUCUCCCGAUGAGCGAACGAAAACACUAUUCAAAAGGGAAUGCCAAAUUCUCGAGCCCCUGGAUCACCCGAACAUUGUCAAGUAUCUUGGAAUUCAAGAUAAAGAUCAGAAAGGGGAAGAGAAAUUCGGCAUUACGAUGGAGUAUUGUGAACGAGGAGACUUAGAAGAAGUAAUCUUUGAUCCGAAGAUGACCUAUUCGAUGAAAUGGAUUCUUAGUGGGGCAAGUCAGUUAUUCGAUGCCCUAGCCUAUCUAUCGGAGAGGAAACUAACCCAUCGUGAUAUCAAGCCAAGCAACAUUUUUCUCAAAGAAGACUUCUCGCUGAAACUUGGCGACUUCGGCUGUGUAACGCUUGUUGCCGAUUCAACAGCAUCAGGAACAUUUAAUCGCGGAACGUUGCGUUAUUUGAGCCCACCACAAUAUGAUAUCGCGAAAGAGAACCCGAACGAUGAUCAACGAAUGAUUUCGCCCAAAAACGAUAUCUACAGUCUCGGUUUAACGUUAUGGGAAAUGGUUUUAAGAGAG
Messenger RNA from Mesorhabditis belari, 612 nucleotides. The record is from the annotation of a GenBank genome assembly. Lineage: Eukaryota; Metazoa; Nematoda; Chromadorea; Rhabditida; Rhabditidae.